This is a messenger RNA of Cladocopium goreaui, 918 nucleotides long. Lineage: Eukaryota; Dinophyceae; Suessiales; Symbiodiniaceae. The record is from the annotation of a GenBank genome assembly.
AUGCUGCACCGAGCGGUGGCCACUGGGAACAGCCAAGAGGUGGAACGGGCAUUGCGGGUGAAUCCAGGGGCCUGCAAUCACAUUGAUCCCGCUUCGGGCGAAGCGCCGUUGCACAUCGCUGCACGCUUGGGACAGGAUGGAAUCGUGCGACGGCUGCUUCGCUGCGGAGCCUCAAAGGACAUGCCGAUGCAUGACCAUCUCAAUGCCACGCCUCUGCAUUUGGCUGCAGCCUUUGGUUGCCAACAGGUUGUUGAGGUCCUAUUGGAGGCCAGAGCAGAUCCCACUUUUGUUGAUUCCCAAGGCCUUGUAGCUGCGCGCUAUGCAGAGGCCCGCGGCCAUACACACCUGGCGCAGCUUCUGGACGAUGCACGACACAAAGCUGGCGACUUCGACCUUUCGGACAUUGGCCGCAUGACAGCCAGGGGCAUCAGCGAGGUUGCGGACAGUGUCCGAAGUGCUUUUGAGGGCAUCGGCAGCUGGAGAUUGGGCCGCACAGAGGUUGGCUUUGAUGGAGGAUCCAUGAAUGUCUUUGGAGAGAGCGAGCAGCCAGCCCCUGCAGCUGCUCCAGCUGCGGCUCCAUUCCCUGCGCCAGAAGCAGCGCCAGACCCAGCGCCGGUGGAUCCAGCGACCCAGAUGUUGUACAAGAUCCAGCAACAGGUCAUGGAGCUGGAGAAACAGGCAGCACAUGACCAUUUGCGUGGUGCGCGAGCCUGGGAUGAUGAAUUGACGAAGGCCGCGGAAGCUCUGGAUGACCUUUCGUUAGCGCCUGGCAGCGAGGCACGGCAGGCACGCAAGGCGCUGAUCGAGCGGAUCGAGUGGCUCGGCGAUGACGACGGGUUUUGGCUGAGCAUUUUUGGGGAGGAAAAAAAGGGGGUGAAAUUUGAUGGUGAAUCAAUGAAUAUCACUGCUAAAUGUUAA